Molecule: messenger RNA, 1081 nt
Organism: Lathyrus oleraceus (garden pea)
Lineage: Eukaryota; Viridiplantae; Streptophyta; Magnoliopsida; Fabales; Fabaceae
Exons: 2
Coding region: 146-646 (166 amino acids)
Source: RefSeq, a predicted model, not a curated record
UAACAAAGUAACAAACAAAAUAAAACAACACUUAACAAAUUUAAUAUUUUCACUCGAGUAAUUAAGGAAAGGGAAAGCAGAGAACUCCCAACUCCUAAAUCUUUCCUUUAUCUUCCUGCCUCUCUCUCAGCCCCAAUCAUCAUCCAUGGCUAUGGCUGAUGGGGUUUCAAUUUUGUCAUCAAAUAUUCAUCUUCUUCUACUUCUGAUAAGCCUUUCCUGGUAUUGUACCUUUGUUAAGUGUUCAAAUUCAACCACCAUAUAUGAUGAAUUAAGGGCAAAGGGUCUUCCCGUAGGGCUUCUACCCAAGGGAAUAACCCGCUACGAGAUCAACGGUAGUAGUGGAGAAUUCCAGGUUUGGAUGGAAGAACCGUGCAAUGCAAAGUUUGAAAACGAGGUUCACUAUGAUCCCAACAUUAAGGGUACCCUAGAUUAUGGUAAGAUCGGGGAGUUAUCUGGUAUGACUGCUCAAGAACUCUUCCUAUGGUUUCCUGUUAAGGGCAUUCGUGUUGAUCUACCUAGUUCUGGUCUCAUUCACUUCGAUGUUGGUGUUGCUGAUAAACAAUUCUCUUUGUCCCUCUUUGAAGAUCCUCCUGUUUGUAACCCUCAGGUUAAUGCUGAUAAUGAUAUGCUGAGGGCAAUUUGGUAGACGAUAAGGAUGUCGGCGCAUUUCAAAUAGAUCAAUCAACUUAGCUGUGCUUGUGGUUGGUCUUGUGAUGGUGUUUCUGUACAGUCACGGUCUUUUUCUUUUUCUGCUUGGAUUGGAAUCAAUCUCCUCUGUCAAGGGACAAAGGAUGACAAUUUUGGUGGUCAACAACGAUGGCCUAUAUGCUUUUGGCAAAAUCUGUGCUAGUCAGGGAUGUUGGAUAAGGUUGGUUUUGCAAAUGAUGUUCUAUAUAGUAGUAAGGUUUUGUAAUUUGUAUUUCGGUAUUGUCAUUUCUACACACAAGUUUUUCAGACUUGUUUUGUGUAGAUUCCUCUAUUUUAAUAAAAUUUAGCAUAAUGUGUUGAUGGUUUUGUACUGUAACUAAUUUUGAUUCCCUACACUUUGUUCUUUUAUGUAAGAUAGUCCGUUUUGCCUAUA